Molecule: messenger RNA, 1606 nt
Organism: Lolium perenne
Lineage: Eukaryota; Viridiplantae; Streptophyta; Magnoliopsida; Poales; Poaceae
Source: RefSeq, a predicted model, not a curated record
ACAUCUUGGGAUCCGGCCAGAUGUCAAGUUGUGGCAAUUCUUUUUCCGAGUGAAGAAAGAAACUAAGGACAAAGCAAUGGUGAACUGCGGAAGCAUGACGUUUAUGCUCCGCCCUAAUCGUAUGUAUCCUCCCCAUGAUUCACACGAGUCCGUCCGGUACUGGAACGCCGGAUGGUUCUACGAGAAGAAUGCUCCUGUUCCGGAUGUCCACGAAGGCCUUCCCCAGUUCGUCAACGAACCUCCGGAAGAACUUGCAAGCUGGAGCUUCGUCCCUCCACUCGCCCUGACUCCAACCUUGGAGAAAGCUGCGCGGAGAAUCUCCUGGCUAGUCCAUGACGGACUUACCGGAGCCCAGCUUACACUUAGCUGGUUUACCCGGAGAAUCCAGCCCCUUCGCUACAACGCGCGGUUGAUGUGCGCUUACACCGGGGCGGAUGAUCUUCUCCGGGUUACCCGCCAUGAUCUUCCGGCUGACUCUCUGAAAAGAAGAUUCAAGACGCUGGUGAAGAUUCCGAGGGGCCAACAGGUCCCGGAACUGUUCAAGGAUAUCUACACGAACGAUCAGUGUCCUCCGCUCAAUACUUUGGCGGAGGACAACUUCCGCACCAUCAUUCGCGUCCCCGUUACCAGCGACACGGCGGAGGAGGCUCCGGAAGACGACGAGGAGGAAGAGGACCAGGCACCCCGCAAGGCGGCCCCUCGACCUACAAAGCGUCCCCGCGCCAAGGCUUCCGGCUCUGAAGCCGGAGCUAGCGGCGAGGCCUCCGCCAAGAAGCCAAAGACGACGAAACCACCUCCGCUUGACUCAAGGAAGGCGGAGCGUGCGCGUCUACGGAUGCUCUCGACGGCUGGCCAGGGCACACGCCCCAUCAUUCCCGGCGCCCCGAAUCCGAAAACCGCUGCCACGUGGACCACCAGCCAGGAGCCCAUCACGAAGUACAUGAAGAAAUCUCCGGCUGUUGGUCCCUCUACUCCAGUUCCACCCAGCGCUUCCCACCCAACUCCUCAACCGUCGCCUCCUCAGGCUGACCCAUCUCCCCCGCCUGCCGCAAACACUCCACCGGAGAUAAUUCCGGUUAGCAGCGGGCACCUGGAGGAAGAAGAUCCCAAGGCCAAAAGCCCUGCCCAAGAAGAGGCGGAAACACAAGGCCAAGGAGAUGCGGAAGUCACUUCCGAGAAGGCUGGAGAGGGUGCUGGCGACAUAGUCGUUUUUCCGAAGAACUUCGGAGAUCCGGCGGACACCACUUCCACCCCCAAGGCGUAUGCCACCAAGUUUUUUAACAAGCUGACUGAGGCGGAGAAGUGGGAACUUGAACAAGACCUGCUCAACGCCAUGCUGAACAACGCCUGGGGGAAGCCGGAUUCCAGGACAUCGGAGAUCCAGGACUUCAAGAAAAACAUUGGCCAGUUCUGCGAUCAACUUAUCUGCAAGCAAAAGGUACUCCCCAGUAGCCCCCAAGCAUGUAGGCGGAAACUCAAAAAGUAGUUAGCGCUUAAAUGCUUAGAGAAAAAUUACUUCCGGGAAAGUUUUUUAGAAUGGACCAGUAGCCCCCAAGCAUUAUGGCGGAAAAGUUCCGGCAAUGAUGCUUUAAAAGAAACCACUGCU